UUAUUUAAGGUUCUCUUUCUUGUGCUUAACCAAAAACACAAUUACCAAAUUAAUCCCUCAAUUAUAUCUAAAAUCAAACUGCAUUUGGUGAAUAAGAAUAGGAAUGGGAAGAAAACCAUGUUGUUCUAAAGAAGGUCUGAGAAAAGGUACAUGGACUGCAAAAGAAGAUAAACUACUUACUGAUUAUAUUAAAGAACAUGGAGAAGUUGGAUGGAGAUCUCUUCCUAUAAAAGCUGGGCUACUCAGGUGUGGCAAAAGUUGUAGAUUAAGAUGGGUAAAUUAUCUUAAGCCAGGAAUCAAGAGAGGUAAUUUUACACCUGAAGAAGAAGAUCUUAUUAUCAGACUUUAUAAUCUUCUAGGAAGUCGUUGGUCUCUUAUUGCUGGAAGAAUACCUGGUCGAACAGAUAACGACAUAAAGAAUUAUUGGAACACACAUCUUCUCAAGAAACUCAAAUCUCAAGGACUUGAGCCAAAAAGACAUAAAUCUCUUGCAAAACACAUGAGAAGACCAAAACACAAAGCAAAUGUUUCUUCCCAAAAUAAUCAAAAAAGUAACAAGGAAAAAAAAAAGAGAAAGAAGCAGGUCAAGAUUGAAAAAAAUUGUAACAUUAUUGAAGACAAAGAACAAGUAGCUAAGAAGACAGAGAAUCAGUGGCAUACGCAGGACUUUGCACAAAAGAUAUCAGCUAAUAAUCACGAUAUCACUUGUUCUUCAAGCAGUAACACUGCUACUCUUCAAGAUGGCAUAAGUAGUAGGGCUGCCUCUACUAGUGAAGUUGUUAAUUGCAAUAAUGUCCAUUGUUCAUCUUCUGGCCAAAAUGUUGAAGAAAAUGACAAUGAAAUUUAUGAGAAGCUUCAGGUGAUUGAUGAAUUACUCCUGAAUGAUAAUUGCCUUCCACCAACUGAAUGCACAGAGUUCAAUAGUGAAAGCCAAAUGCUGUUGAUGGAGAACGUCUAUGAAGAGUAUUUUCAACUUGUUUCUGAAAAUUCAUAUCAUUUUCAAGAUUAUGCACAUUCUUUUGUCGGUUUUAGUCAAGAUGACCUUUGACGUCAGAGGCGGAUCUAGGAUUUUAGUUUUAUGGGUUCAACAUUUAAAGUUAUGAGUUCAUAUCUACUAUUUAUUGUGAUUUUUUACAUAUUAAUUUAUGCUUCGCGUCGAAAAUAAUGGGUUCCGUUGAACUCGAUAGUUCUAUGCAGCAUCUGCCCCUGUUUGAGGUCCUAAUGAGACAUGCAUAUUUAUUCAAUGAAUAAAUUUUGAGGAAUU
Molecule: messenger RNA, 1264 nt
Organism: Nicotiana attenuata
Lineage: Eukaryota; Viridiplantae; Streptophyta; Magnoliopsida; Solanales; Solanaceae
Product: myb-related protein 308-like
Exons: 3
Coding region: 104-1048 (314 amino acids)
Source: RefSeq, a predicted model, not a curated record